Molecule: messenger RNA, 1757 nt
Organism: Helianthus annuus (common sunflower)
Lineage: Eukaryota; Viridiplantae; Streptophyta; Magnoliopsida; Asterales; Asteraceae
Exons: 3
Coding region: 1020-1562 (180 amino acids)
Source: RefSeq, a predicted model, not a curated record
UUCACUCUUCCUCACCAUCAGCUCUCUUUCUUUCUCUCUGAACAUUCUAUCACCACCAUAAUCACCGCCUGCCACCAUAUGCACCCGUAACCUACCACCACCCCCAUCACACAAACACACCCGCAACCUACCACCUCUACCCGUCGCCACCACAACUCAACCUCACCGUAUUUGAACCCUAAUCCCAAACAGAUCUGAAAUCGAGUUUUAACCGGAGACUUGUUUGUUGUUUGUGUAGAGUUGCAGGUUCCGAGUUAGUGUUGACCGGAAAUUCGCAUUAGAAGUUUGAAAGAUGGGGUUUAAUUUGAUUGGGUUCUUCUAGCUUAAAACAGGAAUUGUAGAAACGGAGACAUCGACGUAUGCUCAGAAAUGGGGAUUUCCAUUUAUUAGUAAUCUAUACAUCUAAAUUACGAAUUUUCCCAACCCAUUGUAAGCUUCAACUUUUGGAUUUUGUUUCAGAUGAAUGUUUAUUGAUCUAGUAAUGAAAUAUAUUAUUAACUCAAUUUGUAUGAAGAAUGUUUAAAAAAUAAAAUGUUUGGUGCUACAAGCCAGUUUAUUAUAUUUCUUUGGUUUGAAUUGAAUUGUUAAUGGCUUCUGAUAAACGCGAAGAUUCUGAUGUGGUGAGGGUGGGUUCUGGUAGAAAUGGUAGUUGUGGGUAGAGAGAGACAGUGGUGGGUAGUGGUGGUAGGGGUCCUUUUAGGUGAAAGGACUAAUUUGCCCUCAUGUGAGAUCAUGUGACUUGAUUUAAUUAGAAAAUUUAAUUGGGUUAGGGUUAAAGGACAUAGGGUGUAAUGAGUUUUAUAAAUAAAGAAUUGUGACUUUAGUUAUUAAAGUUAAAAUUCAACCAUCGCAAUUCAAUACAAAGACGAAAAAUGUAAUUUACCCGUUUACAAUUAAUUUAUCCAAUUUUCAAAAUCUCAACAAACUCCACUUUCCCCUUCUUUUUUCAUCUCACCAACACACACAAACAGUACACACAAAAACCCUAUUUUCUCGACACACAUAGUGAGUGUGUGAAAAUGGAGAAAGCACUUGUGAAAGUCGGAAGCAUAAAGGCGAAAGCAGGAAGUUACUGGAUUUCAAAGAAAGCUAAACAAGAGUUCUCCAACAUCUCAGAUGACCUCACGACUUUCUCAAGUACGGUUGAAGAGAAGGCUAAAUGGAUUUUUAACAAACUUAAAGGAAAACCGGUAAAAUCCUUGCCUGAACUCCUUCGCGAGUACAACUUACCGCCGGGUCUUUUCCCUAACAACAUAAUAUCUUAUGAAUUUGAUGAAACCAAAGCAAAACUAGUGGUGUACUUGCCUUCUUCUUGUGAGUUGACCUUCAAAGAUUCAUCUGUCAUAAGAUACGCCACUCGGGUCAAAGCCAUUUUGACGAGGGGAAAGCUCACUAGCAUUGAAGGAAUGAAAACAAAGGUGUUGGUAUGGGUCAAAGUCACAAAUGUGGCAGUUGAAGGAUAUAGAUCAGAUAAAGUAUGGUUUACCGCUGGAGUUAAAAAGUCAAGGCCUAGAUGCGCUUAUGAAACGCCCCUUGAUGCAACUCGAGUUGAAGAGUUUUGAGAAUCAAAAUGGUGGAUGGUUUAAUCGGGUCGAAAGUGCCAUUAAAACAGAGUCUUUUGUGUUAAAUUGCAUUAGUAUAUUUUGUACUUUUAUUGCUCUUAGCAUAUGAUCUAAUGUUGUUACUGGUUAGUGAGAAUGCAACAAUGUUACCAACUUAUUGUGUUCUGUGUUUUUCUUCCUGGUUUUUUUCCUUUA